This is a messenger RNA of Penaeus monodon (black tiger shrimp), 1460 nucleotides long. Its product is annotated as aladin-like. Gene Ontology annotation, cellular component: nuclear pore. The transcript has 10 exons. NCBI's taxonomy places the organism in Eukaryota, Metazoa, Arthropoda, Malacostraca, Decapoda, Penaeidae. Gene Ontology annotation, molecular function: protein binding. The coding region runs from base 95 to 1444 and encodes 449 amino acids. The record is from RefSeq and is a predicted model, not a curated record. Gene Ontology annotation, biological process: nucleocytoplasmic transport.
AGGAUUCAAACUCCUCCACAAAGCCGAGUGAUCAGCUGGCGGGACACAGGCGCUCGUGUGUGUCUGGGAUUUUAAAGCAAUUGUUCUUUGCAAUAUGAUCAGCUUAGACCAUCUGCCGCCACCUCCGCCUUUGGGGUUUGUAACAGCUUACGAAAAUGAUGGUCGCUUGGGGGCAAGAGAGGCCUGUCAAGCGCUCAGUACAGCAAAAUCGUGGCUUGGAGACCAGUUCAAUGAAGUAGUUGUUGGACAAGAGCCAGUGCGCACGGCCCACAAUAAACAGGAAGCACGAGAUGCAUUUUAUGCACACACAGAGACACCCUGGCAACGUGUUAUGUCAGCAUACUAUGAAGAGGGAUGGGAAGCAGCCUUGCAAGAGAUGGUGAGGUGCAAUAAUGAGAAAAAUAUGCCACAAGCCCUGUCGACUAUUGCCUCUCUUAUCCUUAAUGGACUAGGGCUCAUAGCAAAAGCACAAGCCCUUUUGCCAUCUGCAAGCAUUAAUGGCAGCUUGGCCACAGCCGAUGCACGCAGUCCAGGGGGAAGUGUAGUGAGUGUAGAAUGGCAUCCUCACACAAACACCCUGGCAGCUGUCUUCUGUGAUGAUACUGUGAGGGUGUUUGCUGCAGGACGAAGCAUCACACCACUCCUGAAACAUCGUUUGCAGAAGUCCAUUACUCAGGUUGCAUGGAUGCCCUUUUCAGCUUCCCUCCUGGCAGUGGGUUGUGAGUGUGGGGUGUUACUGUGGACUCUGGACCCUGUUAAUGUGGUAACACGACCAUCUGGAUCAUGUGUAACCCUCCUUGCACAUCCCAGAGUGACACCCAUAACCUCCCUGUCAUGGCAUCCUAAGGGAAACUUACUUGCCUGUGUAGGAGGCAGCAACAGUCAACUUGUAGUAUGGGAUGUUGGCCGAGAGGAGUCUGUUGUGGUCCAUAGUGGAAUGGGAGCACCUGUGUGCCCGAGUUCAACUCGUGCAAUAGCAAGAAGCGUCACCGCACAACUGGACGUACGAACAGUGGAGCUUGGAAUCUCCCGUUCAGUCGGCCGUUUGGUCAAGUGCCGGCCACCUCCUGCUGUUGUAACCCAAGAUGACCCUCUGAUGUAUUACCUGGGCUUCAUCCCAGGUGAAGGAGUGGGGGGAACGCAAGUCGCAGCGCAGAUUGCCGACCUCACUCCCACUCAGGUUGGGCCCAGUGAACAGUUGGCUUGGGACCCCAGAAGUGAACGCUUAGCAGUAGUGUUCCGUGAUACUGAAUGCGUAGCUCUGUUCCACACCCACACUCACCCUUCAUUGCACUUGGCACCUGGUGGAUUUAUAAGAGGAGAGCCAGGGCACAUUCCAGUCAGCAUCAGUUUCCAGCAUAGUUUAAAUACCGGAGCUGUCCUCUCUGUGGUAAGGAGAGUUCUAGUCACGGAAUGCUUGAUUUCACACUUAAGAAGUUUAUGAGUGAUAUUCUGUAGUG